This is a messenger RNA of Spodoptera exigua (beet armyworm), 638 nucleotides long. The record is from the annotation of a GenBank genome assembly. NCBI's taxonomy places the organism in Eukaryota, Metazoa, Arthropoda, Insecta, Lepidoptera, Noctuidae.
AUCUGUCAGUGUCAACUUGCUCAAAUCGUCAGACUCAGUGAAGCCUACGAGUGUGUUAAAUAAUUCACUUCGAAUAAAACAUGGCUUUCUUCAACUGCGGCAGAUUGGGCAGCCGUUCACUGCUAGCAAGCAUAAAUAAGGUACCUACGGUGCUUGGGUCCGCAAGUUACGCGCAAGCUGCUGCUAGUGCUCCAAAAAUUGUGUACAAGAAAUUUGAACCACCCCAGAUUGAGCACCAUGACGAUAGGAACGCUCGUCUCAAGAGGCCGAUGUCUCCCCAUCUCAGUAUCUAUGCUCCACAGCUGACCAGUAUAUUGUCGGUUACCCAUAGAGCUACAGGAAUCAUCUUGUCGGGUUACUUUGGAGCACUGGGCAUUGGAGCAUUAGUAUUGCCACAUGACAUCUCACACUAUAUUGCCAUUAUCGAGAACCUCAACUUGUCUCCAGCAACCUUAUUUGUUGCAAAGUUCUUGCUUGCUGCACCAGUCGGCUAUCAUUUUGCUAAUGGAAUCAGACAUCUUGUAUGGGACAUGGCUAAGGGACUUACCAUCAAAGAAGUUUACUCCUCUGGCUAUGCCAUGCUCGGCCUCACUGUUGCAAUCACUGUGUUAUUAGCAUCGUUAUAAUCAUUUCUUUAG